CCGGAAUCUGUCACAGCGCAUCGUCCGCCCAUCUCCCUUUGCGAACGGCGUGACGCAGCCGGCAGGCCACUCCAAGCGUUAACUGUGGCGGAACCCGACAAGGCAUCUCGCCUUGCGGAUGCACGAGCCGCAAGGGAAGAAGGGAAAGGAAGCGGUGCGCCCGCCCGGCGUACGUGAGCGCGACCCGGGUAGUGAUGCUCACGCCGUGCACGAGAAGCGCUACCUGAUACUGCUACUUGCCUGUAGUGCACUCCUCUCCUCUCCUUUAAGGCAGCACCGGGCGGUUCGUCGGAGCAGCACGGCGAUGACUUCCAACAGCGAGGUGAAGGACAUCCACAGCAAAGACAGAGCCAAGACCCUCCUCAAGAACGAAGCCGUCUACGAGUACAUGCUGAACACGAUGGUGUACCCGCGGGAGCACGAGUGCAUGCGCGAGCUCCGGCUCAUCACCCAGCAGCACACCUAUGGGUUCAUGGCAUCGCCGCCGGACGAGGCGCUGCUGCUGUCGAUGCUGCUCAAGGUGAUGGGCGCCAGGAACACAAUCGAGGUCGGCGUCUUCACCGGCUGCUCUGUCCUCGCCACCGCGCUCGCCCUCCCAGACGACGGCAGGGUCGUGGCGAUCGACGUCAGCCGGGAGUACUUCGACCUCGGCCUGCCCGUCAUCCAGAAAGCCGGCGUCGCGCACAAGGUCGACUUCCGCGAAGGCCCCGCGAUGCCCAUCCUCGGCAAGCUGCUCGCCGACGAGGGGAACGAGGGGAAGUUCGACUUCGCGUUCGUGGACGCGGACAAGGGGAGCUACGGCAUCUACCACGAGCAGCUGCUGCGGCUGGUACGCGUCGGCGGCGUGCUCGCCUACGACAACACGCUUUUUGGAGGCUCCGUGGCGAUGCCGGACGACACGCCGCUCACGGAGGGCGACCGGGAGGUCAGGGGCUUCAUGAGGGCGUUCAACGCCAAGAUCGCCGCCGACCCGCGCAUCGAGGGAGUGCAGCUCCCCGUCGCCGACGGCAUCACGCUGUGCCGCCGCGUCGUCUGAGCUGCCGUCUGUCGCCUUGGCGCGCGGGGCGGGAUCGAGUGUAUGUUUCGUUGAAUGAAGUGUGAAGGAAUAAACGGUAAACAACUGUACAUGACUGUGUGUAUUGCUCAGUC
Molecule: messenger RNA, 1149 nt
Organism: Phragmites australis (common reed)
Lineage: Eukaryota; Viridiplantae; Streptophyta; Magnoliopsida; Poales; Poaceae
Product: tricin synthase 2-like
Exons: 4
Coding region: 119-1036 (305 amino acids)
Molecular function (GO): S-adenosylmethionine-dependent methyltransferase activity; O-methyltransferase activity
Source: RefSeq, a predicted model, not a curated record